Gymnodraco acuticeps is the source of this 2616-nucleotide messenger RNA. RefSeq names its product neural Wiskott-Aldrich syndrome protein-like. The record is from RefSeq and is a predicted model, not a curated record. Gene Ontology annotation, molecular function: actin binding; small GTPase binding. Gene Ontology annotation, biological process: actin filament organization; regulation of Rho protein signal transduction. NCBI's taxonomy places the organism in Eukaryota, Metazoa, Chordata, Actinopteri, Perciformes, Bathydraconidae.
AACUGUCAGAUCGGUCUGAACUUCGCCAGUGAAGAAGAGGCCAAAAGAUUCAGAGCGGCCAUCAACGACCUGCUGAACCGACGGCAGCGCAAAACCGAGAAGAGAGGUGACCCUAAAAAUGGUCCAGCGCUGCACAUUGCCACUGUGGACAUCAAGAACCCGGAGAUCAACAACAGCCGCUUCCACAACUCUCACAGCCAGCAGCAGCCGUACCACCUGAACAACAUGCUCCACCGGAAGGACAAGAAGGCCAAAGCCAGCAAGAAGAAGAAGCUGACCAAGGCGGACAUCGGCACGCCGAGCAACUUCCAGCACAUCGGUCACGUGGGCUGGGAUCCAAACACAGGAUUUGAUCUGAACAACCUGGACCCGGAGCUGAAGAACCUGUUCGACAUGUGCGGCAUCUCCGAGGCUCAGCUGAAGGACAGAGAGACAUCAAAGGUCAUCUACGACUUCAUCGAGAAGAAGGGAGGAGUGGAGGCCGUGAAGAACGAGCUGAGGAGGCAGGCUCCCCCUCCCCCUCCCUCUCGUGGCGGCGCCCCCCCUCCUCCUCCUCCUCCUCCUCAUCAUCACAACUCCUCGACUCCUCCCCCUCCCCCUCCCCCCCCGUCCAGAGGGGGUCGUGGUGCCCCUCCUCCUCCCCCUCCGUCCAGAGCCCCGGCCUCAGCUCCUCCCCCUCCGCCUCCCACCAGACCGGGAACUCUUGGAGCUCCGCCUCCUCCUCCUCCCCCCAAUAGAGGAGGUCAUCAUCAACCCCCUCCUCCUCCCCAUCACCACCACCACCAUCAACAACAACAACAAACACAACAACAUCAACCUCCUCCUCCCCCACCUUCCUCUCACUCCUCUUCCUCCCAACAAGCCCCGCCCCUUCCCCCUCCCCCAAUGUCCCAGCAGUCUCCAGUUGGAGGUGGAAAUGGUGGUUUUUCUCCAUCACAACCUCCUCCUCCUCCACCUCCUCCUCCACCUCCAGGCCCUCCUCCCCCUCCAGAGUUGGACGGAGGUGUUUCGGGAGGAGGAGGAGGAGACUCCCCUAAAUCCCCCGGAGAGAAGACGGCGCUUUUGGACCAGAUCCGAGGAGGAACGCAGCUGAAGAAGGUGGAGCAGAACAACCGAGCGCCGGCAACUGGAGUGGGGAGGGACGCCCUGCUGGACCAGAUCCGACAGGGGAUGAAGCUCAAGAACGUUCCCGAUCAGCCCGAGUCCGGCCCUCUGUCAGCGGCUCCCAGCGCCGGCAUCGUGGGCGCUCUGAUGGAGGUGAUGCAGAAGAGGAGCAAAGCCAUCCAUUCCUCAGACGAAGACGAGGAUGACGACGAAGACGAGGACUUUGAAGACGACGACGAGUGGGACGACUAGUGAAGAAAUAUGUCCUCUGCACCGACCGCUGACACUAAAAUAUCUUCUAAAAAACCCUUCCAGCAUCAGACUAAAACUGUAAUGUAAAUGUUGUAAGAAUUGGCUGUCUAUUUAUUUUUUUGCCUUUUUUGCUCUUUUUAUUUUAACGAUUAUAAGAAUGAAUCUGUGCAAUACCUCAUCUGUUAGAUCUGUCACACAUUCCCAUCGUUAAAGACUCCUUAGAAAGCACUAAACGCCGCCAUCAGCACAUUUCAUUAUCGACGCUAAACCCUCGCUGCUCCCUGACAGCAGUCUGAACCGAGGCUUCAUCGCUCCUUGGGAAAUAUUGUUUUUCUUGUUUCCAUUCCUCUUCUGAGAAACUGAAAAGGAGACGAGCAAACAGGCAGGAUCCUCUUUGUGUUAGAAUGCUAGAUAACACUAUUUUCUUACCGUGCUUCUUCUGUCGCGUCUCCUAAUGAAGUUUAGUUUAGUCGUGUUCUUUUUUCAUGAAUCCUUUUUUGACCAAAAUGGCUCAGUCGCCUCACGUGUUUUUUUAAUGAAGUUAAAGCCGUUUAUUUGCACACAGUUUAUAUGAUAGCUCAGUGUUGUGUGUUUUUUUAAGUGUGUGUUGAGUUUAUUUGUAUUUAGUUUCAAGCAGGUUACAGUGAAGAUGGACAUUUUUUAAAAAGGUUUUGCGAUAUCGUGACCUUGUUCAAAUGGGACUACAAACAUUUUCUUUGGCUUGAUACAAAAACAUGUCUACACACACACACACACAUUUUGUGAAAUGAUGGAAGUUUUGUUCUUAUGGUCUGGUUGGUUGUUUUUGUUGUGGCAUCUUUCCGUUAUUUCCUGCAGGAGGAAACAUCUCCAGCGCUCUGGUCCCUAUUUCAAAUAUCCCGUCAUGCAGAGAAAAAAAAGAUGGAUAUAAUUCAUCCUCUUCCUUCCAGUUAACAAACUAUCAUUUUAUGCAAUGCGACUGUACAUGCCUCCUCAUGGAGAAUCAUUAAAAAAAAAAAGCAAAUAAUAAAUAAACCAAAUGUGGCAUUUGCAAGCAGCUUGUGGUUCGGCGAUGCCUGAGAUCCCUUUGUGUGUCAACGGAAAAAAGAAAUAGCCGACGCUCGUUUUAACUGUUCGAGUUUUUAACGUCCUCCAGCGAGGCUGAAAGCUGCAUCGAAAGCUGAGAUACUGACAGUGAGCCUGUGAAAAGGGUUGGGAGGGGGGAGGGCAAUGAAAAUACUAAAUUCUAUACUUAAAUAAAUGUUAAUAUUUACAGAGAAA